GCAGUAGUUGAGUUGGGCUGCUGUGUCUGGCAUUGAGGCUCUCUUUGGGGCUCUCACAACAACUGGGCUUCCUCGUCCUCCCAUGUCCUCAUCCUCCUCUUCCUCCUCUGCUUCUUCUUCAUCUUCUUCUUCUUCUUCUGCGCUUCCUCCAUUUGCUUGCAUGCUCACGCGCGGGUGGAUCCACCCUCAUUGAAGCUUCAGCCUGAUCUAAGAUGUGAAGAAUAUCUAUGUGUUUUGGAAGUGUUUAUGGUUUAAGGAUUUGGACCUUGCAGGAGUUUAUUUGGUUUCGUUUUGCGUCUUCGUUUUCAGUAGGUGGUUCGGAUCUGGCCUUUGAUCGUGGAUUUCUUUUGAUCAGAGUGGAUGGCAUCGGUCCCGUAGUUUUUCCCUGUUCUGAAUGAUGCUUUUUUUUUCGUUAGGUUUUGGAAAGUGGGGAUUCUUCUUCUGGAAGGUCUAUAGGUCGCGUUGUAGAGGCCCAACAAUGGCGCACAAGGCCGACGAUGAGUAUGACUAUCUCUUCAAAGUAGUGUUGAUAGGAGACUCAGGCGUCGGAAAGUCUAACCUUCUUUCCAGAUUUACACGCAAUGAGUUCUGCCUGGAGUCGAAAUCCACUAUCGGUGUGGAGUUUGCUACUCGUUCCAUUCAGGUUGAUGGGAAGACUAUCAAAGCACAAAUUUGGGAUACAGCAGGGCAGGAAAGGUACAGAGCGAUCACGAGUGCUUAUUACAGAGGAGCUGUGGGGGCUUUGCUUGUAUAUGACAUCACAAAGCAUGUGACUUAUGAGAAUGUCGAGAGGUGGUUGAAGGAGCUGAGGGAUCAUGCUGACUCGAACAUUGUGAUCAUGCUGGUGGGCAACAAAUCAGACCUCAGGCACCUCAGAGGAGUGUCACUUGAUGACGCUCAAUCAUUUGCAGAGAAAGAAGGUCUAUCCUUUAUUGAGACAUCGGCUUUGGAGUCGACCAAUGUUGAGAAGGCAUUUCAGAGGAUUUUGACAGAGAUUUAUCGAAUUGUGAGCAAGAAAGCGUUGGCAUCAGAAGAGAACGCUACUGAAGGCCCUGGACAGGGAACCAACAUUGUUCCACUUGACAGCAAUUCUCCAGACUUGAAGAAGAAAGGGUGUUGCGGAGAUUAGAACCUAAGGGUUCUACUCGUUGAUUGUCAUUCAUCGACAGGGUGUGGAUUGACACUUGAAGUUGUCUUAUGCAGUGCUUUUUCCUCGCUCUACCGGCUUUGAUCCCCAUAUUGUAGCGAUGAGUAUUUUUUUUUUUUUGUUGUCAGAAGAAAUUGAAGUGUCUUUUAUCUUUGGGUAAGGUGCACUAGUUACGAUCAUCAAUGAUUGACUCCUUUGUAUUAAUUGAAGGGUGUCAGUGCGACUAUUACAUUGAUACAGUUAGAAGGGACGUACAUUUACCUUUUUUCUAGAUUCAUAGCGGACUGGCCAAGCGGUUAGUCUCUGCAGCUAAGUCAGCCAGCUGCCAUAAUUUGAGAGUGUGGAGGUGUCAGAUUUGCAUUCCGCACGACUCUCAAAAUGUUGUGUAGAACAUAUAUUACAUUGUUUAACAGGCUGUUUGGCAUGGCCCGUCUGGUUUCAUACAAGACGUCGUCUAUGAUCACGAGUUAUGUUCUUUCUGUAUCUAACAGCCUUUUAAAAAGAGCUCAGGUUAUCGAUUUUA
Molecule: messenger RNA, 1670 nt
Organism: Physcomitrium patens
Lineage: Eukaryota; Viridiplantae; Streptophyta; Bryopsida; Funariales; Funariaceae
Product: ras-related protein YPTC6
Molecular function (GO): GTPase activity; GTP binding
Source: RefSeq, a predicted model, not a curated record